CUCAUUCAAACAACAGAAGGAGCUUGGCUGUUCCCAGAGACGUGUUGCACUUCACUCGUUUGUACCUGCUCAGUGGUGAAUUUGCAGUCAAGAAAUGGUUUCCAUCACAACUGAAAAUGUUACACAAAUUUACAACACCGUGGCCACUAAAGAGCUCACAGUCAGUCCGGCAAAUUUCUACAAUAAUUCAGGAGUGCAUCAGCUGAAUCCAUAUGCAUGUAUUAAUCCAGAUGUGUGGAAGUGGCUACAGGAUUUUCAGCCUGGAUUCCUCUGGUUCAUAUUUAUUCUGGGAGCAAUAGAAAAUUCCUUUGUUCUCAUCAUCCUGUGUUUCCACAAGAGUCGCUGCACAGUGGCUGAAGUUUACCUAGCAAACACGGCACUUGCGGACCUAAUGUUAGUCUGUGCUUUACCUUUCUGGGCUAUUAAUAUUUCUAAUAACUUUCAAUGGCCUUUUGGCCUGUUCCUCUGUAAAGCUGUCAACAUAAUGAGUUACAUGAACCUUUAUUCUAGCAUUUAUUUCCUGACACUAGUGAGCGUCGACCGCUAUCUGGCCUUGGUGAAAACCAUGUCUCUUGGACGGAUGCGACGAACUGUCUGUGCCAAAUGGAACAGCUUUGUGAUCUGGGUGUGUGCAUUGCUCAUAUGUUCACCUACAAUGCUGUUCAGAAAUUUACAGUAUUUCAAAGAAUACAACAUCACAGCCUGCACUCUUGUUUACCCAGCCAGUUACUGGGAGCCGGCAAACAACUGCUUGCUGAAUGUUGUGGGCUUUGUGAUCCCACUCUGUGUAAUUACCUAUUGCACUACGCAAAUCAUCAAAGCCUUACGAAGUAGUGAGCUACAAAAACUGAAGUUAGUCCAGACAGAGAGGAAAGCCACCAUGCUGGUCCUUGCCGUGCUCUUGCUGUUCAUUGUUUGCUGGCUUCCGUUCCAGAUCAGCACGUUCAUCGACACAAUCCGUUACCUCACACCCACCUCCAAAUGCCUGGGAGAAAUCAAUGACAUAGUGACCCAGGUAGCAGUGUACUGUGCCUUCAGCAACAGCUGCCUGAACCCAGUCCUAUAUGUAAUCGUCGGGAAGCAUUUCCAGAAGAAGGCUGUGGAAUUCUACAAUGACUUAUUCCCAAAGAGGUGCAGAAAAUCACAGUCUGUGCAGAUGGAAAACUCCCUGGACACUUUAAGAACUUCCAUUUCAAGUGAAUACCCAAGGAAAAAGUCUGUUUUCCCACUACCAUCGUAGCACAAUUUGUUCAUUACAGGAAAAAAAAACCUCUAACAUACCAGUCUCCACCAACAUCCGUCUGUUACUGGUCCACAGCAUAAACAUGUGGCAGUAUUCAUUAUUUGUGGGAAAACAACAGUCUGAUCUUAGUGGAAACUACAGAGACAUGCUUCUAAUGUUAUCAGACAUUUUUCAUUAUUGAAUCCCACUUUGUAGCAUACUUACAUUUUCAUGGCUGAAUAAUGAAUAUUGAUGCAUGUAUCAUUUGAAAUGUUUGCAUGUCUAAGCUGUACAUACAGUUGUCUGAAUAGAGCCCCAGUACAGAAGCUACUGUCAGGAUUGUGCAACUACUCAUGGUACCCAUACAGUUUGUUGACUAGAUUUUUGAUAGGAGGGGCUUGUAUUUGAGUAAAUUCUAGUAAAUGAAUCCUGUAAGACUAUUAUUCAAAUGGGGGUUUAGGCGUGGCCAUCUUCUGGGCUUUUACUUUUUUCUGUUUAGUCAUCCAAAAUUAUUUUUGUUGAUUGACAAGCUGUGCCUUUUGGCAACUGCUCUGCCCCUGCUAGUUUAUAUCAGCUUGUAUGUAUGGAAAGUAACUCAAAAAAGGUGAAGCAGUAGCAGAAGGAAGGCUGCAGUCAGCUGCAUGAAAGCUGAGUUUUCUUUGUAGCAAGAGAUUCUUUACUCCUUCUGCAUUGGGGUAAAAGCAUUCAUUCACCCUCUUUGAGUGAAUGUUAUUUACAUUCCUACCUACACUGAAGCUCAGAGACUUAGUUUUUAAUAUUCACAAAGCAUAAUUAAUAGUUUCCAUGUCAUUUAAUGGAAAUAUGAAAGAUCCGCACAACUGGUAUAAUCAUAGAAUAAAAUAGAAGUGGAAGAAACUGAGAAUAUGAAGAAGAGCAUCACCUAACUGCCUUAGAAAUCUAAUUGAAGCCAAUAGGAGUCUUGAAAGUUCCAAGUAAUUAAGAAUGGCCUUUUCAGACUCUAAUAAUACCUACUUUCUAUUUUGUAGAUUUUAUAUGGGCGAUUUUAAUAAAAGAUAGCUUUUCCCUAAUUGGACUGGAUUUAUGAUCCGAGUUACACAGAUGAUAAACUCAUAGUGUACUGAAUUGUCAGUAGGCACUUUUACCUCUUGGAACCUUGACUGAAAACCGAGUUGGAGAUGAUCUAAAAAUCUUCUGAAAACACCAAAUCCUUUGUUCUUUCCAAAGCACUUAAGGUCACAGCCUUAAGAUCACCAAGGAAAAUGGAGUUUGGUGACGUAAGUAAACUCAUACUGCAACUGUGUGGUCUCUAUUCAUCAGAGCUUGAAUGGAGCAAUAAAGUUACAUUUAAGAUGGGAAAUUUGUAUUAAACCUUCAAAUAAUUAAAUCCAAAAAAUGCACUAGAAGUGUGCAGAUGAGCUAUAAAAACUAUGGGAUUUAAAUCACUGAAGAUGAUUUGUAGACAGUUUCCAUAGGUUUUCUUCAAUAACACCAUAUAAUCCUAAUGUUAUUAAAACUUCUAUUGUUCAUUCUUUAUAUUGUCCAAGAUACCUAUGAUGAAACACUGCAAGGCUUUCUGUUAUGGCCGGUGUCAUCAACACUGUCUUGUUCACAAGCAUGCUGUUCAAGUAACUGUUAAAAAAAAGGAAACCCAUACAGAGGUUAUUGAGGCAAUGGAAGAGAUUUUUGAGUAUUUGGUACUGAGAAGUAAAAAACAUUAAAAUAUUAUUAUAUUAAUAUGGCAU
Falco peregrinus (peregrine falcon) is the source of this 2946-nucleotide messenger RNA. It is a transcript of the gene BDKRB2, whose product is annotated as bradykinin receptor B2. The transcript has 2 exons. NCBI's taxonomy places the organism in Eukaryota, Metazoa, Chordata, Aves, Falconiformes, Falconidae. The coding region runs from base 95 to 1240 and encodes 381 amino acids. Gene Ontology annotation, biological process: G protein-coupled receptor signaling pathway; vasoconstriction; immune response. The record is from RefSeq and is a predicted model, not a curated record. Gene Ontology annotation, cellular component: membrane. Gene Ontology annotation, molecular function: bradykinin receptor activity.